AUGUGGGGCACACGAGGCGACUGCUUUAGCCCCAACUUCUUCCCGUGUACUCCAACCUACACUUCCUCAUCGAUACACCCCGUACAUAUAGUUACCAUGGGCCAAACUCAAUCAGACCAAAGACGGCCUCCUCCGUCUCGAGAGGAGUUUACUAAGGAAUUGGCCGCCAAGUUUGCCGACAAAUGCUUCACCUCUCUUGAGAUCUACUCAUUCAAAGAGGUCUUCAAGAGUCUCGCAGACCAGGAACAGAAUGUCCGCCAUCUCAAAGACGAUACCAUUGCGCGCUUUCUUGAGAUACCGGAUGUGCUGGGUGUGUCGCCAGUUAUAUUUCAGAUGAUAUCAUAUAUAGGCGCCUUUCCAUUCUUGCGAGAUGCUCCAGCAGUGCUGGGCUUGGAGGAAAUGGUCAUGGUCAUCACCAUUAUGACCGAUCGAUAUCAGAGGGUAUUAGCAAAGGGUGCUGACGACAGGAGGAAAUUGCUGUUCAAGAGCCUGGCUGUCUAUGACCGGAAGCUGUCCGAACAUGUCAACAGGGACAAGUCGCCUGUCAUCGACGGCUCAGGAGCGCCCGCUAAUUCCUCACACGCUUCUGGUUUUGCUGUCGACAUUGCAGGAGAUGAUGAGGAUGACCUGGGUUGUGAGGAUGAGGACGACCUUGUCCUUGCUGCCUUGGAUUCGCUGGAUUAUGCCAACGUUGGCAAACUUGGAGAUGGACCCCCACCCAAUCACGCCCUGAUUCCGGCGGGCAACUUCAAGAAGAUCAUCAUGUUGCUGCUUCUCGUUGCUCCAUUAGGCGCCCAGGAGAGCCUAUCUUCACAUGCGAAUCGUGUUGUUGGGAAGGAGCUUGAUGAAUUGGGGGUCGUUGCUGACUGUAUCGUGGCGGCUUUCCUCGACGUAGAGCAUUCACCGGGCAUCAGGUUUUCUCGGUUCAAUUCGAUAAUCCCCUCGUCGAUGCCAUUCGUUUUCUCUGGGUUCACUCCUCUAUUUGAACACUUUUUGUUCUCCAAAACUCUCGACUUCCACAAACGCGUGGGCGGCUCCACUGUCGUGCCUGACGUGGUUCAACCUCUCCUGCAGGACAAAGGCUCUCUCCUUAACCUGAGCAUCAUGUCGCAGCUCUCUUUCUUCAUUCCCGGCGAAUCUCUCUUUCGCAAGCUCCGAUUACUGUACGCAGGGGGGGAAGAUGGGUUCAGCAUGGGCAGUUUUGAAACAAAAGUCUUCAACUGGAGAGCACCGACCAUACUGCUGGUACAUGGGAUCUGUCUACCGGAUGAAACCCAUAGGGCAGGUGGUGCGGAGACGGCAUUCCUGUCAACACUACCCCCACGGCGAUACCCCUCUGGAAAUCGCGCCAUUGGCGAGAGAGUAACGUUUGGGGUUUACCUGAGUCAACCAUGGAGGCACACACAUCGCGAGUGCUUUGGGGAUUCGGAUUCGAUACUGUUUCAACUCCAGCCUGUACAUGAUGUCUUCCGAGGAUCCCCGAGCAACAAGGACUAUGCUUCUUUCACAAAACCCUCGGCAUCUACCCCGAUUGGCGGCGUGUCAUUUGGCUGCCCACCACCGCAACCUACACAAGCAUAUCGCCGGUCAAGCACCAUAUCAAUGGGCCCCGUAUCGCUUGUCAUGGAUAGCAGUUUCGAAUUUGGAUGUUUCACCCACAACUACACCUCGCGAGGUAGUAGUGCUUUCCAGGGAAGCGCGUGCAGGAAAUUCGACUUCCAAGACCGCUUCGAGAUUUCAGAUCUGGAGGUCUGGGGUUGCGGCGGGGACGAGGAAGCCAAGCACCAGGCCGAGCGAUGGGCCUGGGAGGCUAGAGAGGCCGAGGCGAGACGGAGAAUCAACCUUGGGACGGGUGAUAUCGAGGCCGACCGUGCCCUCUUAGAGAUGGCUGGACUCAUAGGGGGGAAUCGAAGUGGUGGGAGUAUGAUAUAA
Podospora pseudocomata is the source of this 1932-nucleotide messenger RNA. RefSeq names its product Restriction of telomere capping protein 5 (gene RTC5). The record is from RefSeq and is a predicted model, not a curated record. Lineage: Eukaryota; Fungi; Ascomycota; Sordariomycetes; Sordariales; Podosporaceae. The coding region runs from base 1 to 1932 and encodes 643 amino acids. The transcript has 2 exons. Gene Ontology annotation, biological process: response to oxidative stress. Gene Ontology annotation, cellular component: nucleus.